This is a messenger RNA of Colletotrichum orchidophilum, 831 nucleotides long. RefSeq lists its product as uncharacterized. The record is from RefSeq and is a predicted model, not a curated record. Bases 1 to 831 code for a protein of 276 amino acids. The transcript has a single exon. Lineage: Eukaryota; Fungi; Ascomycota; Sordariomycetes; Glomerellales; Glomerellaceae.
AUGUCGCCGAACACGGAGGCCGUCAACGCUGGCCUUGUCACUCGGCUUCUCGUUAUCCUCUUCGUUGCGGCACAAAACCAGAGAUAUCUUCGGCGGUUAUGGAAACGCUCGCCUGGUUUGAUGUCUGUAUUCAACAUGUGCAUCAAGGUCAAGCCAGUUGCGAGCCUAGCCGAAGCCAACGCCAUGCGAUAUGUCGCCCGACACACCUCCGUUCCCGUGCCGAAGGUACACUGUGCUUUUGUUUACAAAGGUGACUCCUAUCUUGUGAUGAGCAAGAUGCGUGGUAAAAUGGCAUGGCAAGGUUGGCAAACCCGUACCGAAGAGUCAAAGUCGAUAAUUCUCGGCCAGCUCCGCCGGAUGGUUACCGAACUCCGCUCCGUACCCCCUCCAGCAGGGGCAAGUAUUGGUAGUGUGGACGGCGGUCCAUUCUACGACUGUCGCUUACCUUCCAAGUUGCUCUGGGGGCCAUUUGCGACGACUCGGGACUUCCAUGAGGCUCUUGCAAACGGUGCAGAUUUGGAUAUUGACUAUGCGGAUCUGCCUGAUGACGUGCAUGAGCUCUUCGAGUUCUAUCGACAGUCAGAUACUCAGCUUGUUUUGACCCACGGUGAUCUCAGCAGCCUGAACAUUUUGGUCGAAGGGGACGAUGUGGUCGGCAUUGUGGACUGGGAGACGGCAGGAUGGUUGCCCCCGUAUUGGGAGUACACCUGCGCCAAGUAUGUCAAUCCUUUCAAUAAAUUCUGGGAGGCAGAGGUAGAUAAGUUCUUAGACCCUAUGCCACUUGAGCUGAAUAUGGAGAGGAUCCGGCAGAAACAUUUCGGUGCUCUCUGA